GGAAAGUAAAAGGCGAUGGGUGUGUUGCUUUGUGUUUAUUUCUUGUUUUAGAUAGAAACGAAUGAAUAUGUUAAAAGCAAAUUUAGUGUUAAGUUAAUCAAAAUUAAUUUAAAGUUUUCAGUUUAAUAAUCAUGCCAUUGUAAAUAUCAUCAAACAAAUUCUUGUUUUGAUUUGGUCAAUGGUUGUGUUACUGAUUGUAGUUAAAACAAAAUAUGAAACAAUUGAAUAAAUUAGUUAGUGUAAUGUUUGUGUUAAGUGAUGUCCCAAGUUUAGAGGCGUAUAACAAACACGCGUGUGCUUGAUUGACUGAUUAUAAGUUUACAAUAAUGGCUUUCGUAAAUAAUUAUUGUGUACAUAAACAUGGAUAUGAACUUUGAUUGUGUUGGUGUUCGAAUUUCGAAAUCACGAUGUCGUCGUCGCCGUGCCAAAAAGGCGGGAUGCGCCUCAGUGAAGCGUUGGAUAACAUGCAGCUUGCGUACAACCCGAUAACUAAGCAGUUACAUUUCGUUAGUCCAAAAGUGGAGAAACAAGUUGAGGAUACGUCUGAUGAUAUUGAUAAACUGUCUAAGAAGAGCAGUUUCAGUGAUGAAGGCAAUUUUUCCAUAUCAACUUGUGAGAAAAGUGAUACAAGUGACUCCCCAAAGAGUACUCUGCAGUGGGGCAGUGUAAGUGGCCAUCACCGAGGCAAGGAUGGUGGUUCUUUCUCAAGUACAGUCUCCAGUCUAUCCGAGUGUUCUCUAGGCUCUGCUGCCUCUAAGGAUGAUGAAGUUUCCGAUGCAACUUCACAUGAUCAGGAGCAAUCUAAACUGAAGAAGAAAGGAUUGUCGGGAUUUUUCAGCAGAGGUGUAUUUCCAUGGAAAAGUAACUCAUCGAAAAACCACGACGCCCCAUCUUCAGUGGUGUCAUGGCGUCUCUUUGGAAGCAAAUCCAGUGGGAAUUUAGCAGCGAAGACUUUAAAUUCGGAAGCUCAGAAGACUUUAACUCCAGCGUCAUCUGUAGCUAACACCCCUCAUCAUCAUAAGCGACAAGGGAGUUCUGCAAGCGAGAAACAGUUUGAAGACUUGGUGGCCAGUUCAAUAGCUCUUAUACAGCAUGACAGGCCAUCAAAUCUCCCAGCGAAAUGCACAGAAGAAGCUCUUCGACAUAAAGCCGAGCACGCACGGAUGGUGGAGGCAGCCAGGCGGAGAGUGGAACGGGAGGCAGCCGCCAGGCACGCCAGGAUGCAGGAAUCAUUGCGUCUGGAGGAGAGGCUCGCCAGGCAUGCCAAGGAGUGGACACAGAAUAUACUGCCAGAGUGGAAUAAUACGAAAAAUUCAAAACGAACUCUAGAACUUUGGUGGAGCGGGCUUCCUCCAGCGGUUCGCGGCAAAGUAUGGCAACUGGCGAUCGAGAAUAAACUCAAAAUCACACACGACAUGUACCAAGACUACGUAGCGAAGGCCAAGCAGAGGUUACACGAAGCACAGCUCAGGAGAAAGCGGUUAAAAGUCAACAGAAACGAUACAUGUAGCUGCCAAAAAGAAAAAGCCACAGAACAGAAGGAAAAACUUGGCAAAAUAGACGACAUCUUAGCCAAAACCGACGACAGAAUAAAAACUGAUGAAGAAAAACCACGUUUAGGCAUACCACGGAAUUACAGCGAACAGAAUCUCAAGUCCCAAGCCACUGAUGCAGGGCCACAGAAGUGCUGUUCGAAAUCCAACCCUAAUCUCUUAGAUUAUAGUGACGAAUGUUCCAUGGAGUUGAUACAGUUGGAUAUUGCGCGGACUUUCCCCCACUUAUGUAUAUUCCAGCCCGGGGGACCAUACUUUGAUGUGUUGCAUGAGCUGUUGGCGGCGUACGUGUGCUAUAGACCUGAUAUUGGAUAUGUUCAGGGCAUGUCAUUCAUAGCGGCAGUGCUGAUCUUGAACAUGGAAGCGCCUCAAGCAUUUGUCUGUUUCGCCAACUUGUUGGACGGGCCUGUGCUUAGGGCCGCCUUCACCAGGGACGGAGCCACAAUGCAGCGACUUUGGAAAGCGUACACGACGUUACUGCGUCACAACCUCCCGUCUCUGGCCGACAUCGUGGCCCCCGAGCUGUAUCUCCUCGAGUGGCUUUACACUGCAUUCGCUAAAGCAAUGCCAUUGGACGCCGCCUGCAGAGUCUGGGAUGUCUUCCUAAGAGACGGAGAUACCUUCCUCUUUAACACAGCUCUUGGCGUCCUCCACUUAUACCAAGAUGAGUUGAAAGACAUGGACUUCAUAUCUGCAGCCCAAUUCUUAACUAAACUACCAGAGGAUUUGGACACAGAAGCUCUCUUCAAGAGCAUAUCUGCCGUGUCCUUGACCUUAGAUGGGAUGUCGUUUGAGGAGCUAGCUUCCUGCUGCGAAGUCGACACGACUCUCGAUGAUGACGUCACGGUAAGGUUAUGAUACAAAAAGUCGUUUAAUUUCAUUCUUCUAAGAGAUAUCGUUGAUGCCCUAACCUUAAAAGUAGGUUUAUAGUUCUGUAAAAUGGUAACACUGAAAGUAUUUUUGUAGAUUUUUUUAAGUUGUUGGCAAUACAAUGUGUUUGAAAUCAUGUAAGUAAUU
Molecule: messenger RNA, 2570 nt
Organism: Spodoptera exigua (beet armyworm)
Lineage: Eukaryota; Metazoa; Arthropoda; Insecta; Lepidoptera; Noctuidae
Source: the annotation of a GenBank genome assembly